This is a messenger RNA of Alternaria rosae, 1314 nucleotides long. RefSeq lists its product as uncharacterized. The transcript has 4 exons. The coding region runs from base 114 to 1217 and encodes 367 amino acids. Lineage: Eukaryota; Fungi; Ascomycota; Dothideomycetes; Pleosporales; Pleosporaceae. The record is from RefSeq and is a predicted model, not a curated record.
CUACAAAAGUUCCGCAGUUUCGCAGGCCAUCGACCUUCUCCUGUCCAUAUGUAUCGUUCAAUUCACUGAUAUACUCAUAUUGCUGCUUUGAUCAUUGUAAAAACAUUAUCGCGAUGCAUUCGCCCAGCACUCCUCCUUGUGACAUGCCUGAUUUGGAAAAGGGAAUCAUCGCCAACCCGCAAGGUUCACAUGAUACGGAGAUGGAACACGAUAGUCGUGCAACGACUCUGACCGUGAGAGACACAGCAAAACAGUUGCUAGGUCCUCAUAACGCGAACACCAAAGCAUCCAAAAUUUCGGCUGCUCAGAUCGAACACAACAGUAUCAGAGAAACAAUAACGAUACCCCUGGAGGACUAUAGGCAGGGUUAUCCGCGACAAGCAGCCUUUCAAUCCAGCGAGCCCAGCUGGUCCAUAUACCGUGGGUUUAACUACCUACACUCCCGAGUUAUCCUGGAACUCCAAGACGAGCUCCGAUGCAUGGAGAAAGAACUUUCCGACAUGGACGAGAUUGAUUUCUACAAUGGUGACGAGAACCGACUGAAAUCACGAAACAGCGACCUCAUGCAGGCGCAGCGAGAGAAGACUGAAAGCGCUCGUGCCGGAUUGAUUAAUGAUAUCAGAAGCAAGCUUGUCAACUAUGACGAAAUUCUCUCACGAGCUCGUGAUCUCAACGCUUUCCAGCGUCCGUCAAAGCGCGAUUAUCGAAGCUUUCGAACAUGGUUCUUCAACGUGAAACCUCUGAAUUAUGAACUGGAGGAGCAAUUCAUAAAGCGGAAAGAAGAUCUUGUCUCACUCCGACAUGGUCGCGAAUGGUCAGGUUUCGAUGGUCUCAUCGAGUCCUGUUUGCAGAGGGUACAUUGUGGGCUCACUCAAAAACUAUUCGCAACUGAAGAACUUCGCAAGAAGACAAGCGACAAGUGUAUCUUCUACUACUCGCAUUCACGCAUCGAAAAGCUAGUUGGGCUGAUAAUCACGCUUAUGAUCUUCGUGUUGCUGGUCUUACCAGUUGUGGCUAUGUAUAAGCUGACUUCAGUUGGUGACCGCAACUCAACCUUCGACGCCGUCGGUAUCCUGGUUGUUUUCACGCUUCUGUUCUCGGCGGCCAUGUCACUUGUGACGAAAGCAAAGCGGCAUGAGCUGUUUGCCGCCAGUGCAGCGUAUUGCGCUGUACUCGUCGUGUUCAUCAGCAACUUUAACAAUGAUGGAACUCGCUAACUUGGUUCAACAUGCAAGCACUUGAGCAGUCAACGGUCUCUUUAUCUCUCUUACUGGUAUAAUUCUUCUUUAUAUGCACAACCAGAUCCUACUUGCC